UUUUUCUCCUCGACGCAGCUGACGAUGUAAACAAGAGAAGACGGUCGAGGGCAGCGGGGAUCGAACAGGCCACCGUCACCGCAGAGCAUCGCCGCCCACCCCCCGGGCCGCCGAACAUGGGGCUCCCUGUCACCAUCAAAGUCAACUUCCGGGGGAACGUGAAGAGAUUCCUGGCGCAGGACCUGGACAAGCUGGAGUGGGAGUCCGUGGAAGCCUGGAUCAAAGCGUCGUUCGGGAUCAACCACUUCCAGGUGAAGUACUUCGAUGAGGACAACGAGGAGAUCUGCAUCAACAGUCAAGAUGAAUAUGAAGAAGCCAUCAAGAGUGCAGAGAAGCAGGGAAACCAGUUGCACAUGAACGUGUACAAAAUGAAAGGGCAGGCCUGCGGAGGCCCUCUGAAGACGGAGGUGAAGGAGCUGAAAGGAGACCUCCGACCCGCUCCCCCUUACCCCUCCAGGGUCAAGACUGUGGACAAGGGCACGCAGGUCACCCCCGAGCGAGAAGCUCUGCAGGUCCCAGUAAAGGACAACAAGGGGAACAAACCAGAAGAUGAACCCCCUCCCAUGUGGUUUAGAGCUUACAUGGAAAAGUUUAAGGAUGAAGUGGUGAAAGAGGUCGUUGAAAGGAUGUGCAGUGACUUUUCUGGCCAGUGCUGCACCCACAAAUCCUCUGAUGGGCCCCCUGAGCCCAGCGGGGCCAGUGGUGGACCCAUAGGCCCCAGGCCGGGCCCCUCCACCUCAAGCGGGUCACUUGGCUACACCCCGAACUGCAGUAGCUGCACCAAACUCACCUCUGAAGGGGCGUACAAGUGCAGUGUGUGUCCGUCCUGCAUCCUGUGUGAGAUGUGCCGACAUGGCCAUGACCCCAGCCACAACCUCGUGAGAACCAAGACACCUCUCUCCAUCCCCGAGCACGGGAUGUAUGGAGAGUUAAGGUUCCCACGGCGAGGAGACAGGACAGUGCGCAAGGCCGAGCGACAGCGCCUCAAAGCAGAAAGGAGGCAGCUAAGAGCAGAAGUGAAGGAAAUCAAGAAGAAACUGAGACUGGAGAAGAGGGUGCCGCAGUGGAGCGGGCCCUCUACCUCAGGCAGAGUCAACCUGGCAAACAUGGCCUCUGCAUCCACCCAGGUCCCAGCCCUGCCCCCCCCUGCUGACUCAGAAACAGCCUCAGGUCCAGCCCCAGCCCAAGGUCCCAUCCCCGCCCCGGUCCCCGACCCCCAGGCCUCCAGUCCAGAGGGUCCCGGGGUCUCGCAAGCAACUUUGGUGCCCACUAUGGCUGCCUUGUUUCUGGAUGAAAAUCUGCCUGACGGCACCCGUCUGGAGCCUGGUACCAAGUUCAUCAAGUACUGGAAGAUGAGGAACUCGGGCACUAUCAGCUGGACCUCAGAGACUAAGCUAGUGUUCAUGUGGGGAAACCUCGGCCUGGCGUCAGAGAAGAAGAGGGAGGUGCCGGUCCCCUUGCUGCUCCCCGGACAGAUGGGGGUGGUCAGCGUGGCCUUUGUCGCUCCGGUGAUGGAGGGGACGUACACCUCCCACUGGCGGCUGGCGCACUGCGGGUGUCAGUUCGGCCCACGCGUGUGGUGCAGCAUCGUGGUCGACCCCGGGAACAGCCGCAACACACCCGGACACCAGAGCAAAAUACUGAAGGAGGAGGUGAGGACGGUGGAGAGGGAGAGGGAGCUGAGGUGUGAGGAGCUCCAUCACGAGGAUUUCUACUUCCCCUCAGUCGACCUGCUGACUGCACAGGAUCUUCUCUCAUUUGAGUUGUUGGAUAUAAAUAUAGUUCAAGAGUUGGAGAAAGUUCCUAAUAACACCCCUGUUGAUCUGACGCCCUGUAUAUCCCCUCUGCCUCAUGAGCCUCCACUUCUGGAGAAGGCCAUAACUUCACCAAUAAAGGAAGACACAGAGGUCACAGGGGUCAGAACACUUUUUGGAGUGAAACUGAGGCAGCCGAGGGAGAUGUUGGAGCUUGUGACCCAGGAGGAGGAGGAGAAGGAGGAGAUCAGCGGAGCCCAGUUCCUCUGUGAGACCGUCAUCCGCUCACUCACCUUGGAGGAAGCCCCGGACCACAGACCCCUACGCCGGCUUCAUCAGAGGAACCACAAACCACAGAUUGUUUCACGAGGUCCAAGCUUUUGCGUUGAGCGAGCAGCGGAGGCCGAGAAGCUGGAGAAGCCUCAAGAAGGAAACGUGGAUCUCGGUGCUCUGAGACUUGAGAGUUCAGAUCUGCCUCCGGACACAGGCCUCAACCCGAUCAGCCAAGAAGAGGAGACGAGGCCGGUUCUUCUCCUGGAACCAGUGACUGAAAACCUGCACACCAGUUCACGUCGUGAUCUCGAGGAUGAAGAAGUCCUGGUUUUGGACGAGAUGCAGAUCAUGAAGGUCACUCAAGAGGAGAAAGACGAGGGGGCAGCCAAAGGAGACGACUGGGAUGAGGUCAGCAGCCAGAGCUCCUCAGUCUCCUCCUGUGACGACUACAUCAUCGUCCUCCCAGACUGCUUUGACACCAGCCGUCCUCUGGGGGAGUCCAUGUACAGUUCCGCCAUGUCGCAGCCUGACAUCGCUGCGGCUGCUGCUGCUGCUGAAGAUGAUGAUGAUGAUGAUGAUGAUGAGACCACAGCCGCUCCAGAUGUUCAGCAGCUGAAAGACGAGGACGAGCCUGACUGCGAGCCGGGCAGGACGGCGCCGCAGAGCACGAAGGAGGAGGAGUCAGAGGCGGUCGUGGCUGAGGAUUUGUCGGUGGAAGUCUGGCUUCCUCCCGUCCCUCUGAUCCACAGCAGCAUAAACCAGAUGCUGUGUGCGUCUCAGACUCUGGACGCUGUGACUCUCACCCCGGAGGUGGUGCCACCGCCGACUCUGGUCGACUCCCUGCUGUCCCCGCCGGCUCUCUACUCACCCAGGUCUGAGGCUCUGUACCUGGCCGAGGACCCGAGUCCUCCAGCCUGUGACCCAUACGAGCCGCGCCAGCCCAGGGUCCACCUGAACGUGUCGUCCGGUCUGUCCCGAUCAGCAGGCUCCGCCUCCAGUGCCUUCGAGACGUACAACCCCAGACCCAGCAACGCACUGCAGCCGAGGGGCCAAGGAGGCAUCACUGAGGGACUUGUCAAGGGGGCCCUCUCUGUGGCAGCGUCUGCUUAUAAGGCUCUCUUCACUGGACCAAACUGCCCAAUACAGCGGGGCAUCGACCCGGCCACCAGGCAGGACCCCUCCCUGAUGGCCAUGCUGCUGGAGAUGGGCUUCAGAGACCAUCGGCUCAACCAGCGGCUGCUGAGGAAGCACGGCUACAGCCUGCUGCACACCGUCAACGAGCUGGUGCAGAUGGCCGAGGAGCGGCAGAACGAAGCCGUCGAGGCUCGGCACUGA
This is a messenger RNA of Pleuronectes platessa (European plaice), 3362 nucleotides long. It is a transcript of the gene nbr1a, whose product is annotated as NBR1 autophagy cargo receptor a. The record is from RefSeq and is a predicted model, not a curated record. Gene Ontology annotation, cellular component: phagophore assembly site. Gene Ontology annotation, biological process: macroautophagy. Lineage: Eukaryota; Metazoa; Chordata; Actinopteri; Pleuronectiformes; Pleuronectidae. Gene Ontology annotation, molecular function: ubiquitin binding. The transcript is spliced from 22 exons. The coding region runs from base 117 to 3362 and encodes 1081 amino acids.